Molecule: messenger RNA, 1203 nt
Organism: Nerophis lumbriciformis (worm pipefish)
Lineage: Eukaryota; Metazoa; Chordata; Actinopteri; Syngnathiformes; Syngnathidae
Source: RefSeq, a predicted model, not a curated record
AUGAAGUUCGGAAGUAGUUUUUGCACCCUGAAUGUUGGCGGUCGCAGGUUUCCCUUCUCAGUGGAACUGAUGAAGCACCUCCCACUGAGCAGACUCAGCCGCCUGUAUCGCUGUGUGUCAGAGAGCGAGUUGUUAGAGCUGUGUGAUGACUACGAUCGUGACAGAAAUGAGUUUUUCUUCGACCGGCACUCUGAGGCCUUUAGCUUUAUCAUGCUGUACCUUCAGCAUGGCAAGUUGCGAUUUGUCCCACACAUGUGUGAACUGUCCUUCUAUAAUGAAAUGCUCUACUGGGGCCUUGAAAGUGCAGACUUGCAACUGUGCUGCCAGAGGCGGCUGGAUGAACGCCUGUCUGACUGUUUUGUUCAUUUUUUUCCCGAAGAGGAGCCACAAGACUCAGAAGAACCGGAUGACCAUUGGCUGGAGAGGAUGCGAAGGACAUUUGAGGAGCCCACAUCCUCUGUGGCUGCACAAAUCUUGGCAUCCGUGUCUGUGCUGUUUGUCCUUAUUUCUAUGGUGAUGCUGUGUGCAAGCACCUUACCAGAAUGGAAGGCUGCUGAGACAACAGAUGAACACAGGAUCAUUGAGGCAGUUUGCAUUGGUUGGUUCACCGCUGAGUGCAUUGUCCGUUUCAUCAUAUCUCGAGACAAAUGCGAAUUUGUGCGCCGUCCUCUGAACAUCAUCGACUUGCUGGCCAUCACUCCUUAUUACGUCUCAGUUACUGCGACGUUCCUGACGGGAGAGAACUCUCAGCUUCAGCGGGCAGGCGUGACGCUGCGGGUACUGCGUAUCAUGAGAAUCUUCUGGGUGAUCAAGCUGGCGCGUCACUUCCUCGGCCUACAAACCCUUGGCCUGACUCUGAGACGAUGUUAUCGCGAGAUGGUGAUGCUUCUGGUGUUUAUUUUUGUUGCAAUGGCCAUCUUCAGUGCCCUGGCCCAGCUUUUAGAAGGAGGAAACCAGGAUUAUACCAGCAUCCCUGCUGCCAGCUGGUGGGUCAUCAUCUCUAUGACUACAGUGGGGUACGGAGACAUGUACCCGGUAACUGUUGCAGGCCGUGUACUGGGUGGGUUCUGUGUGGUAAGCGGAAUUGUGCUUCUAGCCCUGCCAAUUACCUUCAUUUACCACAGUUUUGUGCAGUGUUACCAUGAGCUCAAAGUGCGUUCAGCACGCUGUAUUCGUAGUCCGUCGACUGAUUUCAUUGACUGA